Messenger RNA from Oncorhynchus gorbuscha (pink salmon), 3988 nucleotides. RefSeq lists its product as uncharacterized. The record is from RefSeq and is a predicted model, not a curated record. The coding region runs from base 1703 to 3988 and encodes 761 amino acids. The transcript is spliced from 4 exons. Lineage: Eukaryota; Metazoa; Chordata; Actinopteri; Salmoniformes; Salmonidae.
GUAACUCUGUGUUGUUGUAUGUGUCGAAUUGCUAUGCUUUAUCAUGGCCAGGUCACAGUUGUAAAUGAGAACUUGUUCUCAAAUGGCCUAACUGGGUAAAUAAAGGUGAAAUAAAUAUAAAUCAAUAAAAGACAUCCAGUCUGUAUUGUAGUUUCAUAACCAGAGACAAAACUUCAGAGGCACAGUAUUUAUUUAUUCAGAGUGGUACAUGCAUUCACGCAGUCUUGAACUAUAGGAUACUUCCCACUAUAUGAUAUGAUAUGUCAAGUGAUACCGAUAAUGUCAAGUGAUACCGAUGAUGUCAAGUGAUACCGAUAAUGUCAAGUGAUACCGAUAAUGUCUAGUGAUACCGAUAAUGUCAAGUGAUACCGAUAAUGUCAAGUGAUACUGCCUCUGUGAAGACCGUCCCUACUGGCACCAGGAUCCCCGGUCAGUUCAACAUCACGGGAAGAGACACUUGCUUCUUUGUUGUCGUGGACCACCAAAGCCUCCAUCACCAUCCUCGUCCAGCGUGACGACCUCUGGCGGAGUCAUAAUGCCGGACCAGAGUUAUUCAACGACCACGUGCUCCCAAAGUUGGCAACAGUCAACAUCUGCACACAUCUUGUAAAUAGUUUAUUCCACACGCACACACACACACACACACACACACACACACACACACACACACACACACACACACACACACACACACACACACACACACACACACACACACACACACACACACACACACACACACACACACACACACACACACACACACACACACACACACACACACACACUAGGCUCCCAGAAUAGGUUAUAUUACACACAAGUUUUGCUCAAAGCAGCCACCUAAAGUAGUGUAGUUAACUUUAUCACGGGCGCAUUGGGAAUGUAUAUCUGUGAUGUUCAAAUGAUGUCUUACUUGCUGAAGGCCCCGGUCAUUCCUGCCUAUACCUAAGUUCAAUCACAAAAGCUGGUCUGAGUGCCUCUCCUCACAGUUCAAUUCAGUAGUACAAUACAAGUCACAUUGUAUUUUAGCAUGGGCACAGCUGGAAUUUAUAUAGGUGAUGUUUAAAUGAUUCCUAACGCGUCCUUUUCUUUCCCAAUAGAAAAUGGCAGCUGCCUGAGCAUUUCCAGUAUUUACUUUUUCCGUUCAGCUCAUUUUGCUGUUAUACCAGGUCAUUUACAAAUGUAACAGCACAGCAUCAUGCCACUUGUACUCAAACUAUUAAUUAGCCGGGUGAAUUUGAAGAUAUAUCUGCACAGUAUGUUUUGUAAGCUAACUAGCCAGCCAGUUCAAGAUAAAGCAAAGCAACAUCUAAGCAAAAGGCAACCUGCUAUCCCCGGCACCUGUCGUCAUCCCCGGCGCCUGUCGUCAUCCCCGGCGCCUGUCGUCAUCCCCGGCGCCUGUCGUCAUCCCCGGGACCUGUCGUCAUCCCCGGCGCCUGUCGUCAUCCCCGGCGCCUGUCGUCAUCCCCGGCGCCUGUCGUCAUCCCCGGCGCCUGUCGUCAUCCCCGGCGCCUGUCGUCAUCCCCGGCGCCUGUCGUCAUCCCCGGCACCUGUCGUCAUCCCUGGUGCCUGGAAGUUCAACGUUACCAUUGAGCUCUAAAUAAGAGGAGGAAACCAUUCCAAAGGAAACGGAAGAAAGUCCAUUGAUGAGCUGCUAGACUACGUUGUUCAGACACUUCAAGACACUUUUCAGCCAGUUUACAUGCCAACUACCAUAGCAGUUGUUAUUAUGGAAGGGACCCACAGCGCCUUGCGUCUGUACCAAACCAUCAGGGAGAGGAGCUCUGUGAGGCCGUUCAUCCUCACCCCCACCCCUAUCCAAAGGGGCCCCGGCUCCUCCCUCCACAAGACCGCCUCUCUUAGGGCUCAACCAAUCAUUUCCCACCAUCCAACGGAGGAGGGGCCAGUUGAGACAGUGCAGUGGGAUCAGUCAGGAGAACUUGGGUUUAAAAAGCAGAAACAGAGUUUUGAGGAGGACAGCAAGGCGGAUGUUUUAGGAUCAUCAUCAGACUCUGAGCUCCACUGGUUGGCUGACCUCCACCUGCUACCUCUCUGUUCGGAGUGUAAGGCCAGGGUUGGGAUGGGGAACCAGGGAGGUAAGCUCAAGCACCUGGGCUCAGAGGAGAGCCUCGAUGGUUGCUCACCUAGAUUACCACCAGACCCCCAGGCGACCAGGAGAAGGAGGACUGGGGGGAUGAACGGCACCAGUAGCCUACAGCACACCCUCACCCGGUCCCCUGGGACCCCACGGACAGCAGGGAGCUCCAAGAGAAUGAGGCUGAAGAGUUUGUGGAAGAUGAGUGCUCACCCAGCCGAGGAGACGCUUCAGUGGGGUGCAGUGGAAUCGAGUCCAGCUUAUCCUUCUGAUGGUGUCUCCAACUCUAAUUUCACAGAGAGGAGGAAUACAGUCAUGAGAGGAGGAGAAAAGGAGAAAACGGACACCAUCCAGGGAGGCAGAGAGAGGGAGAAAUGUUCUAAGAGUCCAACUAUGACACAGGAAGCAAAGAGGCCAUGCACCGUACCCUCCAGCGCUGUUCUGGACUCCCUCAGGGGGGUUCUACUCUCUGAGAACCACUCUUGUUCUCUGAACAAAGUUCUCCCAUUUGAGUACCACUACAGUUCUCGCACGGCCCGAGAAGUUGUAACUCUGAAAGAAGAGUCUGUUCACAUUGACUCAGAUACGGAGCUCUCAGAGUACGACAACGAAUUCUGUAACACCUCUCCCUUCCCAUCUAAACCUCAAGAGAUAGAGGAUGCCCAGGACAGCACCAGGCAGUCUCCAGAGGGGGGGUCCAACCAGGCCCUGAGCCCCAGGAAGGAGGGAGGCAGAGCAGAGAAGGGGUGGAGGAUGGAGAUGAAGAGGAGGGAAGCAGCCUGGAGGGUGAUGGAGAAGAUUGAGGAGGUGGAGGAGAUCAUACGGAGGGUCAGUCUAAUCAGCGCUGACUGGAUCAAAGAAGGGAGAGAGGGGAGUGUUCUUGAUCUAUUUACCUCUACGCCAGAUGUGUCUGAAGAGGAGUCAGUGUCCGAGACCAAACCUGAAUCCUCUUUCCAGCUCCAGCCAGAGCUCCAGAAUUGGGGGACUACUCUGGAAGAUUCUCUCCCAGCUGAGGAGAUUCAUGCCCUGGGUGAGGCGUUGAGCCAGAGCCUGCGGAGAGCACUGAGGAUGGAGGGUCUUGGGGAAGACGAAGACUGGGAGGCAGUGAGGUGUAGAGAAGAGUGCAGAGAAACAACCUGGAACUUCAACUUAGAGCAAACCUCUCCAGAAUUGUCAUGGGAUCCCAUCGACCUCUCCAACGGCAACACCAUGACCGUUGACCCUAUGAGAGAAUGGAAGCGUCCCUCCUCGCCCUCUCUCUUGGACACCUCGUCCCCAAGGACCUCCAGUAGCUUUAACAGCAUGUCCCCUAUGAUGUCCCCCAUCCUGUCUCCUCUGUCCUCCCUAUUGUCCAGCCCCCGGCUCAGUCACCAUCCCCUGCCUCGGUCCCUCUCCCAGCCUGAUGAGGAGAUGAGCGAGGGAAGAAGAAUGAGAGAUGAGGAAGGUCAGAGAGGGACGAAGAACUCGGCACCAGGCCAUCUUGUCCUGCAGGGUGGGAGUUGUAAUAGAGGUGACAACUUUGACGUUAAGGUCAACAGAGGACAGGUAGGGGACAAAAAGGGGACCAGGAAGCAAGUAGCAUGGCUGGAUCUGAGGCUGAAUGAGCAGAACCAGAAUGACGGUCAGAGAAAAGGAGAGCCUGGUAUUUCCAGUUUGUCCACUGUGCUGUCUUCAGACGAGUCACUGAGGAGACAGGAGGAGAUCUGGCAGAGAGAUGAGUCACUGAGGAGACAGGAGGAGAUCUGGCAGAGAGAUGAGUCACUGAGGAGACAGGAGGAGAUCUGGCAGAGAGAUGAGUCACUGAGGAGACAGGAGGAGAUCUGGCAGAGAGAUGAGUCACUGAGGAGACAGGAGGAGAUCUGGAGGAGAUCUGGCAGAGAGAUGAGUCACUGA